CUCAGUGGGACGGAGACCAUGGCGGCGGCGGCUGCCUGCGGCCAGCCCAGCGCCGCGAUAACGGCCGCAGUUAGCGGCAAAAAACCGCACAGUAACCGGGAACACAGUCGGAGGAACCGGGAGAACUCUCGCCGGAGACAAGCUGCGCUUUUGUUUCUCAGUAACAUCUCGCUGGACGGACGGCCAGUCCAGAGUAAUUCAGCCGAAAAUGUAGGAAGUCGCCAACACAAAGAUACCGACUUGGAGGGAGCCGACUCCGGCUCUGCGGCGGCCGGGUUGUCCCCAGAGCUGGGUAACAAUAGCAGCUACGGGACAUUCUCCAGCUUGGCAGGGUCCCGGAGCUGCGGGAACGUCAAUCCCCCCCUGGCACCGAGGACAGGACUCCUCACCGUACCGCCCAUCCUCGUCCUGCCGUCGGACACGGGGUUCAACGACGUGGGGAGCGCGGAGGUGCUGCUGGAGUGUCGCAGAGGCUCGUUCCCCUCGCCGGGGAACAGUAACCUGCUCUCGCCGUCCCCCUCGAACACCAGCCUGCUGCCGUCGCCGCUGGGACCGCGGAAGUCUUCCACGCUGCUGUCAGUUCAGAGCUGCAACUCGGUGUCCUCGGAGCCGCGGCAGAGGACUCGUAACCUCUCUGGUGGGUCUCCCAGACCUCGACACACCAAGAAGAUCCACUUCAUCAAAAACAUGAAACAGUACGACACGAGAGGAAGCAGGAUCGUGCUGAUCUGUGCUAAGAGAUCUCUGUGUGCUGCCUUCUCUGUUCUGCCCUACGGAGAAAGCUUCUACCUCAGUGACCCCAUGUUAAACCACCCCAGGAGGAGGCACUCGUCUGGUAACAUCUCCACCACCCUGGAGAUGCUGCCGGGGCUGGAGGGCUUUCAUCUGGAGACCUACAGCAGGUCGGUGUCGUACGCCCAGUUCCUGUACCCCACUAACGCCCUGGUGAGGCAGAAGCCAUCGUCGACCAGCGACCUGAUGCUGCAGAUUCCCGUAUCCAGAAGCACACACAGCAUGGCGGGCAGGAGCUGCCCACCCAGCAGACUGAACAGCACUGUGGGACUGGACCUGGGUCUGGACGAUGUCACAGACUACGACCCUAACCUCCUCAGUGACCCCCAGUGGCCUUGUGGGAAACACAAGCGGGUGCUGAUCUUCGCCUCCUACAUGACGACGGUAAUAGAAUACGUCAAACCGUCCGAUCUGAAGAAAGAUAUGAACGAGACGUUUAAGGAGAAGUUUCCUCACAUUAAACUCACUCUCAGCAAGAUUCGCAGUCUGAAGAGAGAGAUGAGGGUCGUCGGGGAGGAUUGCGGCAUGCAGCCCGUCACCAUAGCGAUGGCGUUCGUCUACUUUGAGAAGCUGGUGCUGCAGGGUCGACUCAACAAACAGAACAGGAAGCUGGUGUCAGCUGCUUGCAUCCUAUUGGCUGCUAAGAUCAGCAGUGACCUCAAGAAGCAGGAGGUCAAACACCUCAUUGAUAAGCUGGAGGAGCGUUUCAGGAUCAGCAGGAGGGAGCUGAUAUCGUUUGAGUUCACCAUCCUGGUCGCCCUGGAGAUGGCGCUCUACCUCCCCGAGAGCAAAGUCAUGCCACAUUACAGACGGCUGGUGCAGCAGCAGCAGGUGUAGCAGCGAUCACUCCUCCCUCCAGGGACUCCACACUGUGACGCCUGGCUCAGAGGCACCGAGGGCUCGUCCUCCCGUCAGACACCAAAGCUCGUCCACACCGUGACGGUGGCCCGGCGGCGCCCGGCUCAGCGGUACAGCAACACAGAGCGGUGUCGCCUUCUUUUCCUCCCGCAAACACCAAAGUGAUGACACACUGUGAUGGAGGGUUCAGCAGCACCGCGAGGAUCACUGAGGUCAAAUCCAUCACUCAGUCCUUCGUCUUUCCUGUUUCCUCACCGGCUCCUGAAGAAUCUCUUCAAACAUUUGACAGAUUUAGAUCAUUUUGGUUAAAUUCGAGCUUUUGUAAAGCCAUUUUAGCAGUUUCAGGUCCUUCUUUCUAAAUUCUCUGCAGCCUUCACACGGUUUCCUUUCCGGUUUCACCACUUUCACCACAGCUGCACCCUGAUCAGCUGACCUGUUUUUCCAGGUCUGUCUCUAACCGGGAGUCAGGUGUCCGCAGGAACAUUUAGGAAUAUUUUGUUGUCAUCCUUCCACUGCAGCUCCACAGGGAAGCACAGGGAGGAAGUUUUAUUCUGAAAGGACUGUUGAACUCAUCACUUGCUCUGCAGAAUCAGGAUCUCUUGACAGCCGGUGUGAACAGGAGGAAUCAUCACAGCAGGCGAAACCAGCUUCAGCGAACACGUGGGCAUGUGAGACAGACGUAAAGACGGUAAACUUCUCCUUUAAGUCUGACGCGGCCCUGAACACACCAGCUCCAACACGACAGGAACACGCUGACGUGGCUGUAACCUGAGAUUCUGACACGUUGAGGUCACGUGGUGCUACAGCGACCCUCGUCAGACUGGCGGGGAGUCGUGAGAAGCGACGUGUUUGCAGUCUGAACUUGUUUCAUUCGACAGUUGCAUUUAAAGGCUCACGUACCAAAAAAAAAAAACAAAAAACUGAGGCCUGAUUCUGAUUGUGCAAUGUUGGUUUUAGUGUGUGUAUAAAAACAACUUGCACAGUCUCAAGUUCAUAGAAAUUUAAGGUGGAGGAACUGAAAAAGUGAAUCACAGCACAGCAACAAAGCUGCUGCCAUAAUGUUUCCGGAAGUUUCAGUUUUGUGACGAUACUUUCUCCAGACGUCUGUGAGCUUUUAAUUUUACGUUUAACCUAAAUUUACCUGUUUCUUGUUCUGGAGUUCACGGCCCCUGAGGCUGAAACACUUCGUCUUAGUUUAAUGUGCUGACACUAAACACAAAGUUCUGAGCAUUUGACAAUCGUUGCAUUUAAAAGCUUCUUAAAUCAGCAGUUCUCAGUGGAGCAAACAUGUCGCCGACGUCUUCAUGCUUUUCUACAAAACUUCAAUUCUAAAAUCCAAUUUAAGGUUCAGGCGGCGAGGGGAAACCGCACGGCGGUGACGGCUGUUCUUCCUCGCAUAUCUCGUCCUCUCGCUGGUCUGGUUUCAUGUUCGCACUGCUGUCAUGAAGUGAUGUCAUGUGGUGAUGUCACGUCCUCCGUUGUCGCUGAUGCGUUUUCAAAGCUUCGGCUUGUUUUUCGGAGACGUUCACGCUCACUCGCUCGCUCGUACUUUAAUUUACGGAGGGGAAGGCUGGCGGAGCUGCAGGCUGGAGCUCCGCUGCAGGACUGCGGGUGUCUAAGUGCCUUGUCCGAGGGCGCCGAGUGUAGCUGCUCCUACUCUGUGUCCCUGGAUCCUGGGAUUCAAACCAGCAACUUUAACCUCAGUUCUCUUCUCAAAUCCUCGCCCUCACGUCGCCUCCCUCCUCCUCGCCGGUUGACGAGCGAAUGAGCAGACGGCUGCUCGCUCUGUGCUCACAGAGGAGCAGUGACGCUGUGAUGAUGAUGAGUAACAGACGUCAUCAUCGUCUCUGCUCUUCUUGCGAUCGUGACUAAAUUUGAUGAAAUGCAGCCGGAGUUUCUUUAAAUGUCCCGGAGGUGGAAAUCGUAGCGGUACUUUGUUGCGAUGUGACGUCAGCAUCUGUUCUGAUAAUUGAUUAAUCAUUUCUGUCUCCUCAUUGGCUGCUUUUCUUUGUCUGUGAUACUAAACUAAACAUCUUCCUGACUGCUGGUCGGACAAACGAGCAAUCUGAAUAUGGCCCAAAUGAUUAAGCAAUUAACGAAGUUCUCCGUCAUCACUUUCAUUUUUAUUGAUGGUCCUGAGCUGCAGAACAGCUCACACUCGGCACAGCGAUGGUUUAAAACAGGCCGGUGUCACACUGAGGCUUCUUAAGGCCGACUACAAAGACUUUGUUCACGUUUCUAUCUGUACUGUGAAGGAACAUCAACUACCAAAAAGACCUUUCUGUUCAUGAACUACCUUAGAAAAAGUACUUUUCACUCAAAUCUUAUUUAUUCUGUUUUCACUGUAUUAUAAAGGGACAAAUAUCUGACGGGACAGACGCGUCUGACGGGACGUUUGCGCCUGUUUCUCCUCCAGGCUGCAGCAUGUGGAGGACAGAGGACUGCACAAACACUCCCUGAAGGCCUCGUUGUUUUUGCACUUUGCCUUUUUGCUUCACAAUCCUGAAUCUUUAUUUUAUCAAGUAACGAGGGUAAUAAUAUUUUUCUACAUUAAAUGUGUGAAAUAUGUUGUUGUAUAUUGAAAACUGACAGAGUCACUCAAAUGUAUUUAUUACUAAUAACCGUCCAGGUGAAGAGUCGUGUUUUAAACUGAUGCAGAGCAGCUUCACACCAGAUGAGUUCAAACCAGCUUCAGUUGAUGCUUCGGAUUUAAAACCCGAUUCUUCACGUUGACGCUUCUCAUCAAUGUUCUUCCACUGAUCUUAUUUUCUCUUGUGUGUUAAAGGGAAUUUGUUGUGUUCUGGACUCCAGCUUCACCUGAACGUUGGAGCAGGAGAGAUGAUGGUUCAUGUCGGGUUUGGUUUUGGUUAAUUCACUCAAAAUACUAACUAAAAAAAUAUAUACGUGUCACUCCGUGAGAAGAGGGACAGACCACAGUGGUCCAUUAGCCCAGCGAGCUAAUGGAACACAGUGGUCCAUUAGCUCGCCGGGUUAACGGAACACAGUGGUCCAUUAGCUCGCCGGGCUAACGGAAGACAGUGGUCCAUUAGCUCGCCGGGCUAACGGAACACAGUGG
Messenger RNA from Chelmon rostratus (copperband butterflyfish), 4726 nucleotides. RefSeq names its product Cdk5 and Abl enzyme substrate 2b (gene cables2b). The coding region runs from base 19 to 1629 and encodes 536 amino acids. Gene Ontology annotation, biological process: regulation of cell cycle. The transcript has 10 exons. NCBI's taxonomy places the organism in Eukaryota, Metazoa, Chordata, Actinopteri, Chaetodontiformes, Chaetodontidae. The record is from RefSeq and is a predicted model, not a curated record.